Messenger RNA from Lasiodiplodia theobromae, 1821 nucleotides. RefSeq names its product WD repeat containing protein. The transcript is spliced from 5 exons. Gene Ontology annotation, molecular function: protein binding. Gene Ontology annotation, biological process: proteasome-mediated ubiquitin-dependent protein catabolic process. NCBI's taxonomy places the organism in Eukaryota, Fungi, Ascomycota, Dothideomycetes, Botryosphaeriales, Botryosphaeriaceae. Gene Ontology annotation, cellular component: GID complex. The record is from RefSeq and is a predicted model, not a curated record. Bases 1 to 1821 code for a protein of 606 amino acids.
AUGCGCCUAGGCUCCGAUCCAUCGCGGAGGUCUCCAUCGCCUUCCCAAGCUUUCGCCAACGGCCGCAACGGCGUCUCGCCAUCCGGCCUUGGAAAAGCGACAAACGGCAGCGCACAUGGCGCGACUGAGAGCAAUGGCGACACUACUUCCUUCACCAACGGCAGCAGGCCUGGCGCGCCCACCACCUUCUUCGGCCACGACAGAGAGGAGGUAACAAGGAUCUUGAUUCAAGGCCUCUCAGAUCUUGGAUACCACAACGCGGCUGCCUCGCUGAGUCAGGAGAGUGGGUUUGAGCUCGAGGGUCCGACUGUUGCAGCGUUUCGGAAUGCGGUGCUCCAGGGCGAUUGGGCUGAGGCCGAGGCGCUAUUAUUCGGUACAACGAUCGAGGAUGGUGGAGGAGUAGGCAUCGGUGAUGGUGCAUACGGCUAUGGAAAUGGAAAGGAGCCCGACAGGUCUGAAAAGUGGUCGUCUGGGACCCAACAAAUCCGGGGUCUGACAUUGGCUGAGGGAGCGAACAAGGACCAGAUGAGAUUCUGGAUGCGACAGCAGAAGUACCUGGAACUCCUCGAACAGCGCGAUCUUGGAGCUGCGCUCAUGGUGCUCCGUCAAGAGCUUACACCUCUCCAUCAAGACACUCAUGCGCUACACUCUUUGUCAAGUUUGAUGAUGUGCCAGUCAGCCGAGGAUCUCAAGCUCCAAGCAAGCUGGGAUGGUGCAGCAGGCGAAUCGCGGAGUAUUCUUCUCUCCGAGUUGUCCAAAUCCAUAUCCCCCAACGUCAUGAUACCCGAACACAGACUCGCAGUACUCUUGGAUCAGGUGAAGGAUCAUUGGGUUAGCAAGUGUCUUUACCACAACACCUCGGCCUCUCCUUCGCUUUACCUCGACCACCAAUGCGACCGCGAAGAAUUCCCGCUUAGGUCGGUGCUUGAGCUUCGUCAUCAUCUUGACGAGGUCUGGUUCCUCAAGUUCUCCAAUGAUGGAUCCAUGCUUGCAACCACGGGCAAGGACCAAAGGAUUAACGUCUACGACACAUCAAACUACACGCGGCGUUUCGCUCUUGAAGAUCAUGAGAACGGCGUCUGCUACCUCGCCUGGAGCCCUGAUGAUACGAAGCUCAUCAGCUGCAGCCAGGACAACUCUGCCAAGCUGUGGGAUAUGACGAACGGCCAACUUAUUCAAAGCCUCGACAAGGGAUUCGACUACCCCGUGACCUCGGCGGCCUGGGCUCCAAACGGCGAGACCUUCGUUACCGGCUCCCAAGACACCAACGCUGGUCUCUGCAUCUGGACCAAAGACGGAGAGAAGAGACACACGUGGAAGGAGGAUGGCAGUGAGCGCGAGCGCGGCUACGCUCUCCGUGUCCACGAUGUAGCUAUCACUCCGGAUGGCGAACGUCUCGUGGUUGUGCUGGAGCAUCACGUCAUGGUCUACGACUACCUGACUCAGGAGAAGCUCUACGAAUACGAGAUGAGCGACGUCAAGUUGACAUCCUUGAGCAUCAGCCAGGAUUCACAACACAUGCUCGUCAGCAUGAACGAGAACAGGAUUUGCCUUAUGGAAAUCGAGACUGGCGAGCUCCUGCAAAAGUACGAAGGCCAGAAGCAAAGAGAAUACAUAAUCCGGAGCGCUUUCGGAGGAGCUAGCGAGAACUUCGUCGUCAGUGGCAGCGAAGAUUCACGGGUCUACAUCUGGCGGUCGAACGGCAAUCUGGUCGAAAAGCUCGAGGCACACAGAUCCGGCUGCGUCAACUGCGUUGCGUGGCACCCCAAGGAUCCCACGGUCUUUGCCUCUGCAGGCGACGAUCGUACAGUUCGCAUGUAA